CGUUAACGUUUUUCGGCUAGUUAUUUAGGCAAUGAAACAAAUAUCACAUGCAUCCAUGUAGUAGUACUCGUAGUUUUAAAACUGGUUGUGUGUGCAACACGGAAAGCUUCCACAUUAUUACAAGCUACCACAUUUUAACACAACCUUACACCUUAGCCAUCAACAUAAUCACAGCGUCAUUUAUACCUAUUAUAAUUUAUUAUAUGAAUUCACUGAGUGAAUAAAAGUGCUCCAAUGUAGUUGUCAAUGGAGCUUGUGACCACUAGGUGUCGCUGUUAAUUGCAGCGACAGGGAAAAAUACUGUAUCUCCUCGGCUUCCGUACCUUACGAAAGCAAAUGUUAGCAUCUCCGCUAAUUGUGAUAGUAGCCGCUGACAUUGAGCUUCCACAAAGCGAACGCUGACUUUUUAUUUGGGAUUAAAACAGGUCGUCGUCAUGGUAACAGCAAAGCGCCUAGCAGACAUUGGCUAUCGGGCCUUUUCGGGCUCCAUGAUGCUGCUAACCAUCUACGGGGGCUACCUGUGCGCCUUGAGGGGUUACCGCUUCAUGCAGAAGCAGAAGCAGCUCCAGCUGGCCGCUGAAAACCAGGAUCCGGAAGUUAUUAAGGACUAAUGGACUGGACCCCCGUAACCCCUCCCCCCCCUUUUUUUGUGAUGUUCAUUUUAUUCCCUGCAGGACAUUUUGGAAUGCAAUGCAGUUGUGUGUAACAUAUUAAAAUGUGUGUAAUUGCACCACAUGAACAGCAUAUUACACCAACAAAAUGUAUAUUUGGAGAAGGCAGCGAUGUGAGAAGACAUGUUGGUACCUGAAACCUGUACAGGCAGUGACUACUUCAUCUCUAUGUGGUCUCAGUUAAAAACAGGAAUAAAAAAAAAAGUAACACGAAAAAAGACUGACUGAGUUAAAAUACAUCAACUUGUUCCAAACAAGAGUGUGUGAAAUGCAAAGAUCGCAAAGCGUCCGAACGUACUCGU
This is a messenger RNA of Doryrhamphus excisus (bluestripe pipefish), 973 nucleotides long. RefSeq names its product cytochrome c oxidase assembly factor COX14 (gene cox14). NCBI's taxonomy places the organism in Eukaryota, Metazoa, Chordata, Actinopteri, Syngnathiformes, Syngnathidae. The record is from RefSeq and is a predicted model, not a curated record.